This is a messenger RNA of Bacillus rossius redtenbacheri, 1137 nucleotides long. RefSeq lists its product as uncharacterized. The transcript is spliced from 7 exons. Bases 98 to 958 code for a protein of 286 amino acids. The record is from RefSeq and is a predicted model, not a curated record. Lineage: Eukaryota; Metazoa; Arthropoda; Insecta; Phasmatodea; Bacillidae.
GGCGUAAGGCGCCUGUAAGGUUAUAUAACACGCGUCAGCGCCGCCAGCGCACCUUGCGACAAUCUGCGGCAGCUCCGGACUUCACACUGCUGAAGACAUGCCCGGGUACUGCUGGAGGGACGGCAGCUACGGCUCGGUGCCGGACCAGGCCGUGCGCGCCGGCCAGGACAAGGACGGCUCCACCAUCUACCUGGGCCGCGCCUUCCACAACGGUGACCUCAUCCCCGCCAAGAUCGUGCCCAGCAAGGGCCUGGCCUUCGUGAGCUGGGGCGGCGAGGAGGUGCACGUCAACACCUACGAGGUGCUGUGCGACGCGAGCGUGGCCUGGGAGUUCACGACCAACGGCGACAUCCCCGAGGGCGCCAUCGCCGUGGGCAUGACGCAGGACGGCGAGAAGCUGUACGCCGGCCGGGUGAUGCACGACGGCACCCUCACCCCGGGCAAGGUCCACCCGAGCCACGAGUCCUGCUACAUCCCCUACUACGGCGAAGAACUGCCCUUCAAAGAAUACGAAAUACUUAUUCUGAAGUGGGCCAUGUGGGUGCCGUCGGGCCACGGCGGGGUGCCCCCGGGCGCCGUGUGGGCGGGCAAGGACCAGGACGGCGGGGACAUCUUCGUGGGGCGCGCCUUCCACGAGGGGGACAUGAUCCCGGGCAAGGUGGUGCCCGGCCACGGGGGCAUGUUCGUGGCGUGGGGCGGCCAGGAGCACAGCAAGUUCGACUACGAGGUGUACUGCCACCCGCACGUGGCCUGGGAGCAGGGCGCCUACGGCAGCGUGCCCUAUGGGGCCGUGGUCGGCGGACACACCUCCUCGGGCGAGACUCUGUACGUGGGCCGCGUGCUGCACAGCGGGACCCUCACGCCCGGCAAGAUCCAGCCGAGCCACCGAGUGUGCUACAUUUCCUUCGGAGGGCAAGAAAUACCCUUCGACACCUACGAGGUCCUCAUCAACAAGUGAACAUCGCCGUCCAUCAAGUCCGUCAAGCCCCUGAGUGAAAUAAAUAUACAUACCCCCAUUAAAACUGCUGUAAACAAAGACUGUCUAGGUUAUAAAGAAACAAUGAUUUCUCAUUCUCUUAUAAAAUAAAAGUGUACGGAAAAUUUCUUUAAAAUAAACUUUUUUUUUCAAACAGCCAA